AGCGUCUUGUCUGGUGACGUGUCUCUCCGGCUCGCUCUUUUCUCUCGGAGCGGCUGAUGGAGCCACACUGACUCCGCUCAACACUCACUCGGUUACCACUGACACGGCUGGAGGCGGCCCGCGGACACCAUGGGGAUUAAGUUUUUAGAGGUCAUCAAACCGUUCUGUGCGGUGUUGCCUGAAAUUCAGAAACCAGAAAGAAAGAUUCAGUUUAGAGAAAAAGUACUAUGGACGGCCAUCACACUAUUCAUCUUUCUGGUGUGCUGCCAGAUUCCACUUUUUGGUAUCAUGUCAUCAGAUUCAGCGGAUCCCUUCUACUGGAUGAGAGUAAUUCUGGCUUCCAACAGAGGUACUCUGAUGGAGCUCGGUAUCUCGCCCAUUGUCACCUCAGGCCUGAUCAUGCAGCUGCUGGCUGGUGCCAAGAUCAUUGAGGUGGGAGACACUCCCAAAGACAGAGCGCUCUUCAACGGAGCUCAGAAACUGUUUGGAAUGAUCAUCACCAUUGGACAGGCCAUUGUAUAUGUUAUGACUGGCAUGUAUGGAGACCCUUCAGAGAUGGGUGCUGGGAUAUGUUUGCUCAUCAUCAUCCAGCUCUUUGUAGCAGGUCUGAUUGUCUUGCUGCUGGAUGAGCUCCUUCAGAAGGGCUAUGGGCUGGGAUCUGGAAUUUCUCUCUUUAUUGCAACCAAUAUCUGUGAGACUAUCGUCUGGAAGGCCUUCAGCCCCACCACUGUCAACACUGGCAGAGGUACUGAAUUUGAAGGAGCCAUCAUCGCUCUCUUCCAUCUGCUGGCCACACGCACGGACAAGGUGCGCGCCCUGAGGGAAGCCUUCUACAGGCAAAACCUGCCUAACCUCAUGAACCUCAUCGCCACUGUGUUCGUGUUUGCGGUGGUCAUAUAUUUCCAGGGUUUCCGAGUGGACCUGCCCAUCAAGUCGGCACGCUAUCGUGGCCAAUACAACACCUACCCCAUCAAACUCUUCUACACCUCCAACAUCCCCAUCAUCCUGCAGUCUGCUCUGGUGUCCAAUCUUUACGUCAUCUCUCAGAUGCUCUCAACGCGUUUCAGCGGCAACUUCUUGGUCAACCUCCUGGGAACCUGGUCUGACACUUCGAGCGGCGGACCGGCUCGGGCCUAUCCAGUGGGCGGCCUCUGCUACUACCUUUCUCCUCCAGAGUCUUUCGGUUCGGUCUUAGACGAUCCGGUUCAUGCCGUCAUCUACAUCGUCUUCAUGCUUGGCUCCUGUGCCUUCUUCUCCAAGACCUGGAUUGAAGUGUCUGGUUCCUCGGCCAAAGAUGUGGCAAAGCAGCUGAAGGAGCAGCAGAUGGUGAUGAGAGGACACAGGGAGACCUCGAUGGUGCACGAACUCAACAGGUACAUCCCCACAGCGGCUGCUUUCGGUGGGCUCUGCAUAGGAGGCCUGUCUGUCAUGGCUGACUUCCUCGGCGCCAUCGGGUCGGGUACAGGAAUCCUCUUGGCCGUGACCAUCAUCUACCAGUACUUUGAGAUCUUCGUCAAGGAGCAGAGUGAAGUCGGCAGCAUGGGAGCGUUGUUGUUCUAGAAGACGACAAUCUUCUGACACACAUCAAAC
Salarias fasciatus (jewelled blenny) is the source of this 1590-nucleotide messenger RNA. Its product is annotated as protein transport protein Sec61 subunit alpha-like 1. The coding region runs from base 130 to 1560 and encodes 476 amino acids. Gene Ontology annotation, cellular component: membrane. The transcript has 12 exons. Lineage: Eukaryota; Metazoa; Chordata; Actinopteri; Blenniiformes; Blenniidae. The record is from RefSeq and is a predicted model, not a curated record. Gene Ontology annotation, biological process: protein transport.